Molecule: messenger RNA, 2736 nt
Organism: Closterium sp. Naga37s-1
Lineage: Eukaryota; Viridiplantae; Streptophyta; Zygnematophyceae; Desmidiales; Closteriaceae
Source: the annotation of a GenBank genome assembly
AUGAGGGGGAUGACCGCAAGCGCGAAGGAGCGAGCGGAGGAGUUAGAAGCGCAGGUGAAGAGGCAAGGCGAGGCCAUGGCAGCUCUGAAGCGAGAGGUGGACGAAAUGAGGCGCGCGAUGGCGAAGGGGGCGCUGGAGAUGAUGGGAGCGGCGGGGGGGAAUCACGGCGCUGGCAGUGCCGCGGCAAAACCGGAAGUGGACGGCUCCCCAGCGCAGCCGGCGAAGAAUUGCGAGGCGCUUAUGGCCCUGGUGGAGGCCAUGAUAGCGACGCGGGUGAAGGACGUGCGGGACGAGCUCGACUCGCAAGUGAAGGGAUUGAAGGAGCAGGUGGAGGCGGCGAGAGGCGAGGCGAGAGACGCGGCGAGCGAGGUGAGGGAGGUGAUCAAGCAGCAGGCGGCGGAAAUAGCGGACGUGCGCGCGACAGCGGCGCACAUUGACGCGCGGAUGAACGACGUGGAGCUGGCGGUGGCGGAGUGGAAGAGCGCGCGCGAGACGACGCGCGCGGAGCACAGCGACGGCAGCGACGGCAGCGACGGCAGUGCGAAGGAGCACGCAGAGGCGGAGGAGCGCGAGGGGAAGAAGAGGAAGAGGAAGACCGAAGGGGAUGAGCUGGCAGAGUUUUGUGGUGCUGCGGACGACGAUGUUGCUUCUCGUGAUAAACAGCAGGCUGAAGCGGACAACUCGAAAUGUCAGGGGCUGAAGAAGUCGGUGGAGGCGGUAGAAAGCAGAGUAGCGAAGCUGGAGGAGACGAGUGGCGAAAGUACGAGGAUAUGGGAGGCAAUGCUCACUUUAUGGGCGGCAGCAGUGCCGGGGCAGACUCGAAUGGAUCUCAGCAGCAUCUCCUGCCUCACCGACGCUGCUCUCACCCGCCUUGCCUCGUUGCGCUCCCUCAAAUUCCUCAACCUCGAUGGCUCCUCCGGCUUCACUGCAGCAGGAAUGAGAAAUCUGUACUCCCUCACAGCCCUCAACCAUCUGAUAUUUGGGGUUACCAAUGCAACCGAUGCCGCUCUGGAAGGCAUUUCCCGCCUGAUGAACCUGCGCAUCCUGGUGCUAGACUACACCAAUGUCACAAACGCGGGAGUGGCGAGGCUGCAAGAGCUGUCUGGCCUCACGGCGCUGUCCAUGACCGGAUGUGCGUCUGUGACCUCUGCUAGCAUGGUCCAUGUGGGCAGAAUGACGUCACUGCAGUUUCUCACACUGAACGCAAGUGGAGUCAAGGAGGAUGCGCUGCAGCAUCUGACUGGCCUCACUUCUCUCACGGUCUUCACUUUGCCCCAAGGAGUGACUGACUCAAGCAUAAGGCAUCUGAGGAAUAUGAAGCACCUUCAGAAGCUGGCAGUGUGGGAUGCCAGCAUCACUGCGUCAGACGGAGUGGUUGUGAAAGUGCAACGAGCAGAGACGGCGGGCGAGAUGAGGGAGAUGACCGCAGGCGCGAAGGAGCGAGCGGAGGAGUUGGAAGCGCAGGUGAAGAGGCAAGGCGAGGCCAUGGCAGCUCUGAAGCGAGAGGUGGACAAAAUGAGGCGCGCGAUGGCGAAGGGGGCGCUGGAGAUGAUGGGAGCGGGGGGGAACCACGGCGCUGGCAGUGCCGCGGCAGGAGAUGACGUGGACGGUAAGGCGCUUUCCGCGCAGCCGGCGGCGAAGGGCGAGGCGCUUAUGGCCCUGGUGGAGGCCAUGAUCGCGGCGCGGGUGAAGGACGUGCGGGACGAGGUUGAGUCGCAAGUGAAGGGAUUGAAGGAACAGUUGGAGGCGGCGAGAGGCGAGGCGAGGGACGCGGCGAGCGAGUUGAGGGCGGUGAUCGAGCGGCAGGCGGCGGAAAUUGCGGAGGUGAAGGGGACGGCGGCGCACAUUGACGCGCGGAUGAACGACGUGGUGGCGGAGUGGAAGAGCGCGCGGGAGAAGCCGCGCGCCGAGCGCAGCGACGGCAGCGCGAAGGAGCGUGCAGAGGCGGAGGAGGCGCGGGAGGGGAAAAAGAGGAAGCGGGAGGUCGCGGGGAAAGGGGAUGAGCUGUCAGAGUUUGCAGGUGCGGCAGAUGAUGCUGUUGAUGAGAACCGGGAUGAAGCGGAGGACACGGUAUGGGAGGUGGAAUGGCAGGAAGUGAAGGGCUGGUUUUUCGCGUUGGGAAGCAGAGUGGAGAAGCUGGAGAAGACGAGUGACGAGGGAAAGAGGAUAUGGGAGGCAAUGCUUACCCUGUGGGCGGCAGCAGCACCAGGGCAGACUCGAAUGGACCUCAGCAGCAUCUCCUGCCUCACAGACACGACUCUCACUCGCCUCGCCUCAUUGCGCCACCUCACUUCUGUCAACCUCAAAGGCUCCUCCGGCUUCACUGCAGCAGGGAUGAGACAGCUUUACUCUCUCACAGGCCUGGUCCGUCUGGAACUGGGUUCUCUCUCUUCUUCUGCCACAGCUGAUGCUGCUCUGGAAGGUAUUGCCUGCCUUAAGAACCUGCGCAGCCUUGCAGUAAACAACACCGAUAUCACAGACGUGGGAGUGGCGAGGCUGCAAGAGCUGACUGCUCUCACGGCACUGUGCAUGGCCCGAUGCUUAAAGCACCUGAGGAGCAUGAAAACUCUGGAGAGGCUUUCACUGAAGGAUGCUAGAAUCACUGCGGCAGGCAUCAAGUGGCUCAAGGGGCUUCCGUCCCUCCAGAAGGUUAGGACCUCUUCGAGCGAGGUGGAGGAAUUCAUAAGGGACAUUCUUCCGGGGGUAAUUGCUACAUCAGGUCCAAUUAAUACGUGA